Molecule: messenger RNA, 2662 nt
Organism: Physcomitrium patens
Lineage: Eukaryota; Viridiplantae; Streptophyta; Bryopsida; Funariales; Funariaceae
Source: RefSeq, a predicted model, not a curated record
UUCUGUCAUACUCUUUGAAGGCACUAUUUACAGUUCUAUAAAGAUGCUCCAUGGUGUUGAAGAGAAUCAUGUUUCGCACUCAUCACGUCGAAUUGGUGUCGCCUUUGAGAGAGGGGGAUCUCAGGGUAGGCAAGCGGUUGGCCUUCACAGUUGUGGUAUUUGUCGAUCAGCCUUAACUGCGUGGGUUGUUGCACCAGACGGGAUCAGAUUUUGUGUCAACAUUAGAUGAUUUUGUGUCAACAUUGGCAGAUCCAGUGCAAUCGCCUGUAACUUAGAAAUUGAACACAGAUCUACUUCAGGAUCGGUUUCAAGUGCCCACCGACUCCUGUGGAAGUAAAAAAAUUCACGUUUUCAUUGACAUUUGCGCUGCACAUCCUUCAGGCAGAAAUCAUGGCUCUAGCGAAUGGUUCUCUGAUUGUAGCACGACGGACCGAAAGCAACCCUCCUUUCAUUAGUUCUUUCAUUGGAGACCAAAUCUCUAUCAAGUUGCCGGCGCAAUUACGACCUCCCCAUUUGAAACGCAAGAACAAUCGUGGCGUCCGCAUUAAUGUCACCGAAGCCGUGCACUCUGCCGAGCCUUUCAACGCCGUCAAGAAAGUCGAGAAAGAAUUUUCAAGCACAGAAAAGAAAGAAGGUUUGCAGGCAAAGUAUUGGUCCCUCAACAGUUGGAGGAAUAAGGUUGCUCUCCAACAGCCCAACUACCCGGAUCUUGAGAGGCUUGCAGAGGUCGAGAAGACACUCGCAGACAUGCCUCCCCUUGUUUUCGCUGGUGAGGCCAGGAGUUUGGAAGAAAAGCUCGCCGAUGCAGCCCUUGGAAAGGCUUUCUUGCUACAAGGCGGAGAUUGUGCCGAAAGCUUUAAGGAAUUUAAUGCAGUUAACAUCAGGGACACAUUCCGGGUUUUGUUGCAGAUGGGGGCAGUGCUCAUGUUCGGAGGCCAAAUGCCAGUUGUGAAGGUUGGAAGAAUGGCAGGACAAUUCGCCAAACCUCGGUCUGAGGACACAGAGAUGGUUAACGGCACAGAGCUUCCAAGUUAUAGAGGUGACAUUAUCAACGCCGAUCUACCAACGCUCGAGGCUCGAGUCCCCGACCCCACGCUCAUGGUGCGCGCAUACGACCAGGCCGCUGCCACACUGAACCUGCUGCGUGCUUUUGCUACCGGCGGUUUCGCUGCAAUGCAGCGCGUCACUCAAUGGAACCUUGACUUUGCAGCCAACAGCGAACAAGGUGACAAGUACCGGGAGCUCGCUCACAGAGUGGACGAGGCCCUGGGCUUUAUGGCCGCGUGUGGGUUGACACCUGAGCAUCCCGUUAUGACAACAACCGAGUUCUACACAUCGCAUGAGUGCCUCCUCCUUCCAUACGAGCAAGCAUUCACACGAAUCGACUCAACAACUGGGCAAUGGUACGACUGUUCCGCCCAUAUGCUCUGGAUUGGUGAGCGAACUCGUCAGCUCGACGGUGCUCACAUUGAAUUCCUGCGCGGAGUGGCUAACCCUCUGGGAGUGAAAGUGAGUGACAAGAUGAAGCCAGAAGACUUGGUCACCUUGUGUGAAACGCUGAACCCAGACAACAAGCCAGGAAGGCUAACCGUAAUUGUGCGAAUGGGCGCCGCGAAGCUCCGUGAGAAGCUGCCCGCGUUGGUGAGGGCUGUGCGGCAGGCUGGAUGCAUGGUGACCUGGGUCAGUGAUCCCAUGCACGGGAACACAAUCAAAGCACCUGGCUCCGGAACGAAGACGCGACCCUUCGAUGCCAUUCUGACGCUGUGGCUGGUGUCUGGGCCCAAUGCAGGAGGAAGUAAAAGCCUUCUUCGACGUUCACGAGCAAGAAGGCACGCAUGCGGGCGGAGUCCAUCUCGAAAUGACAGGCCAAGACGUGACGGAGUGCGUGGGUGGCGGCAUCAACCUAUCUUACGAAGAUCUAAGCUCCCGGUACCACACCCACUGCGACCCUCGCCUUAACGCUUCCCAGGCGCUCGAGCUGUCCUUCAUCAUCGCCGAGCGGCUUCGCAAGAGGCGACUGGAUGGCGCAACCGAUUCAUUCCUCCACAACCUAGCCGCACAGAUAUCCAACGUAUGCUGACACCGUGGGAGCACACGAGUUACGUAAAUCCGACGACGAGUUACGUCGACGGUGUGUUUCUGUAUCAACCUCGAACCCAGAAGUCCCAGAGUCUAGAGAUGCGGCAUCCUCCAGAGAUCGUAAUAAGCAAAAUUCAGUGUAGGUGUGAUCAUGAAUUGCCUUCGUAUCAAUAACAUACAUGCCUUAGAAGCAUGCGGCGAUUGCCAUCGACCCUGAUGGCCGAGCGCUUCUCCGGGACUCACACGAAGCUCGGCGCCACUAGUCCAGAAAAACACGCGACGAAGACCCAUCGUGUGAAUGGGUCCCUUUAGCUUCCCCUUUCAGUUCCCCGCUGUUGCCCGGGAAAUACGUGUCACAAUUUCAUUACACGCUUCGAUGAUUAAUGUUGGAUGAAUAUCUUUAGUGGUAGAUGGAUGAACGGCUGUAGGUGCUACAACUUGUGAUUACAUUGAUGUUUACAACAUAAAUGAAGGGGGAUUGAUUAUUGGAUGAACAAGUGUUGAUAAUUUCAUGGCUACAUGUAAUUCUUUGCAUGUAAUUCUUUGCAAAGAAUUGUGAAUAAAAAACACGGUUUUGUAGGGA